AUGGCGAUGAUGAUGGCUGGCCGUGUGCUGCUGGUGUGUGCCCUCUGCGUGCUGUGGUGCGGUGCCUGCGGUGGCUACGCGUGGGAUUUCAACGGAAACGAAUCGUUGAAUGAACAACAUUACGGAGCAAACGGCACAUACUGCAGGCUCAACAGCAGCCUCUUUCUUUGCAAAGAGAAAAGAAAUGCAAGUGAACUCGAAGAAACUACCUCACAGAAGAGUAACACUCAGAGCGGGACUGGGAGUGACGAAUUAAAUGCCGGUGAUUCCUCUGAGGGGCAGGACAACAGUUCGGAGGGAAAUGAUUUGCGUGGCUCGGGUCGUUCGAAAGAAGAUGAAGGUAAAAAAGAAUUAAAAAAUUCUGUAGAGGGAGAAACAACGCCAACACAACCAUCAACGGUAUCGGAAGAUUUGCCGAAGCCAGCGGCACCGGGUGGACCAGAAGCCCCCGGCACGGAGACAGAACUACAACCACCGCAGCAGUCACCGCCGCAGUCGCCGUUGCCGGCGGGAGGAACACCAACACCAACACCAACUGCCGAUGGUUCUUCUGGGGGGCGGGACAACAGUUCGGAGAAAAAUGGUUUGGAUGAAUCGGAAAAAACAGACGCAGGCCCACAGGAAUCACAACCGCCGCAAGGGAACGUAACAGAAACACCAACACCAGCAACAGUCACCGCCGCUCAAACAGGUGCCACGAGGACGCCUGACGAGAGUGACGGCAGCACCGCGGCCUUCCACUCCACCUCCCCUCUUCUGCUUUUUCUUGUUGCGUGUGCGGCUGCUGCUGCGGUGGUGGCCGCGUGA
This is a messenger RNA of Trypanosoma cruzi, 807 nucleotides long. RefSeq names its product mucin-associated surface protein (MASP), putative. The record is from RefSeq and is a predicted model, not a curated record. The transcript has a single exon. NCBI's taxonomy places the organism in Eukaryota, Euglenozoa, Kinetoplastea, Trypanosomatida, Trypanosomatidae. Bases 1 to 807 code for a protein of 268 amino acids.